AUCUUUCCCCUUGAAACUACCCCUACCCACCCAUAUCCCAUGACCAUACCUUGAUUAUUCCCUGUAUAGAUUCCGACCCCCUACCGGGUCGUCCCUGUGGGUGAGUGAAGCAAGGUAAAUGGGAAGAAGCGAGGGGAAAACUUUGCAAUCCCCUUCGAUUUCAACAAACAAUCGCCUUUGUGCAGAGAAGAUCGUUUAGAUAUACUCUUUUGCAGACAAGUAACAUACAAGCUUCCAAGCAUUAAUCGAUAUUGCACAUGCAAGCAAUUGCAGAUUCGAACGCCCUUUUAGCAUGGGUCGAACAACUGUUUGGACCAGAACAUCAGUUUAUCGUGAAAGAUGAGCCCAGCGAACCUUUGAAGGAGUUGAGAUCGGCACUUCGUCGAGGAUAUUCCAAAUGUAAACAAGAGAAGAGGGUGACAUUCUGCGUCGAAAUUACAAAUGGCACAAGGACAUGCUCUGACGGAAGAAGGAGAAAGAGUGUGAAGUUGUCAGCUUGCACCAGACGGCGAUCAGCUGCUUGUGCAUCAAUCGAACGUUCGAUUUUGCCUUGAUAAGGAUGAUCGUAUGCUCAUUCAAGGCAAUUGUUUUGUGAUCAAUAACUAUAAUCUUGAAACUCAAUAACCUAAAUAAUUGAACUGUAGAGUAAUAUUCAAUGAAUUGAAGUAAAGUGGUAAAUUUG
Guillardia theta CCMP2712 is the source of this 682-nucleotide messenger RNA. RefSeq lists its product as hypothetical. The record is from RefSeq and is a predicted model, not a curated record. The coding region runs from base 258 to 554 and encodes 98 amino acids. The transcript has a single exon. NCBI's taxonomy places the organism in Eukaryota, Cryptophyceae, Pyrenomonadales, Geminigeraceae.